This is a messenger RNA of Paramecium pentaurelia, 1401 nucleotides long. Lineage: Eukaryota; Ciliophora; Oligohymenophorea; Peniculida; Parameciidae. The record is from the annotation of a GenBank genome assembly.
AUGAUAUUCGAAAUAGGUGAAAUAUUUACAGUCUAAGAAUCAUUAAAAGAUGAGAAAAUUGCUAAAAAUUUAGAUUUAGAUGUUGGUUCUUUAAAUGAUUUUCUUGAUUUGAGAUCUACUGAUCCUAAUCCUCGUUUACCUAAUAGAAGAUUAGAUCGUAAAGCAUAAAAAAGAUAAGAUCAAAUUCCUAAGAAGUUUGAAUAAGCAAAAGAAGAAAAAGAAACAGUUAAAGCAUCAGAAAUAAUAUCAAAUAUUAUUAAAGAUGUAUUUAAAAUGGAUAUUAGUGAAUUUGAGUAAAUGAAUUCACCUGAAAAACUAAAUAAAGAAUAUAAAUUUUAAGAAAUUGAUCCUGAAAAAAGGAAAUAUUUAAGAAUGAAAAUACCUUUAACUAAAAGAUAAGAAUAAUUUGAAUAGGAGUUAUUAAAUGUUAAAUCAGAUUUAAAGUUAAAAAUAUAAGAAAUUCGUAUGCCUUAAUAAAAAAAUGUUGGAAAUAAUUCUUAAAAAGAUGAUAAUACUUUCAGUAGACCUAAUUCUUAAAAAAUUAAAUAGAACUCAAACUCAAAUAAAUAAUUUUUUAAUUCAAGUAAUGAAGUAGAUGCAAUUGAUUCUCAUAUUUGGUUAUAAAGUAGAUUAGAAAGAAUAUUAAAAUUAAAUUCACAUAAUUUAGACACUUAGAAAUCAUGGAAAGAAUAUUGGAGUAAUGUGAAUUGUUCUGAUUUUAAAACAUUUUAAGAAUUUUAAUAAUAACAUAAAAAACCUCAUCUUGCAUCAGAUUUAGUAACUAUCAAUUAUGGUGGAGAGAAAGCUACCAAAUAUUAAAAGAAUGAUAAUGAAAUCUCAGUAAAUAUCAAGAAUUCAUCAUCACUGACAAUAAAGAAUAAAUAAAUAACUAGUGAACAUAUAAUCUAUUUAUCUAUGGUUUAGCCUCCUUUGAUAAAUUUAUUAAGAGUAGAAUUGAUAAAAACUUAACUAAAUGAAACAGCAUUUAAAUUAGUAACUACUUUAUUAAGUGAAUGCAAAAGAUUAGAGUAUUUAAAUAUAUCUAGUAAUACAUAUCCUAGAAAUCAAACUAUUAAGAUAUUAUUAUUAGAUUUAUAGAAUCUCAAAAUCUUAAAAAUGUCAGACAUGAUGAUAUCAACUAAGUAUUUUUUGGAUCUUUGUGAAGUGUUAGUCUAAACUAAUAUUUAGGAGAUUGAUCUUAGUAAUAAUUUAUUAGAUCAUCAUGCUUAUGAUGCAUUAAUUACAUUAAUAAAAUACUUACCAUCAUUAACAUAAAUGGAUUUCCAAUAAAAUGAUAUUUUAUAGAGUACAAAUUUACCACUUCAGAAGAAAUAGUAAUCUUGGGAGUAUUUAGAAAAAGUUAAAUUGAGUUAUUAAAGGAGAGUUAAUAUUGUAUUAUGA